Schistosoma intercalatum is the source of this 1893-nucleotide messenger RNA. NCBI's taxonomy places the organism in Eukaryota, Metazoa, Platyhelminthes, Trematoda, Strigeidida, Schistosomatidae. The record is from the annotation of a GenBank genome assembly.
ACAUAAUUGUAAUCUGUUUUAUUUUCUUUCAAUAAUUGAAGGUGGUUUUGGCAUAAACCACGUUACCUGAAUGGAUUUCAGCGUUAAUUUGAUAAUUUUAUAUUUUCAAUAGUUAGUUAAUAAUCCAAUGAGUAUGAUUCUAUUGUUACGAUAAUAUAAACAUUUAUAUUCAAUCAUUUUGGAAGUCAUAUAAUUAUCGGAUUAUAAACGUUUAAAUGAUAUAGAAAAACUUUACAUAUAUUUAUUAUCAAUGUCAUACGCAUUUGAUUUACACGAAAGUAUUUACGGUUCUGAGCCUUAUAAUACAACCAAUUGUAAAAUCCCAUCGAAUCGAACAACAACACAACUUAAACAAAAUGGUUAUGUCAAACAAUUUCUACAACAAAAUGGUAUGAGAAAAACGAAAAAAAGUAGUCCAUUAAUUUCAGUAAAUGGUACUGGAGGGGGAACAGGUGAACAACGAUUUGAUGCACAUUUUAAAGUAUUGCUACUUGGUAAUUCCGGUGUAGGGAAAACAUCAAUACUUAGAGCUCUUGUUGGUGAAACAUUUUAUCAAACUACUAUUUCAACAAUCGGUAUUGACUUGAUUAAACGAAUAUUCACAGUCGGAAAUCAUCGUGUACAAUUAGAAGUAUGGGAUACAGCAGGUCAAGAACAAUAUCAUUCUAUUGUAUCGUUACAUUUUCGAGAGGCUAAAUGUUUUAUCAUCGUUUAUGAUGUAACAGAUAUAGAAUCAUUUGAACAAAUACGUAAAUAUUGGCUUAGAUCCGUAGAUGAGCAUAUGGAUGAUGCAGUACCGGUGAUUUUCGUAGCUAAUAAAAUUGAUAUGAUAAAGGACAAAAGAGUGUCAACAGAACAAGGUCAACAAUUGACAUCUCAACAAGCAGCUCAUGGUUUCUUUGAGACAAGUGCAAAAACCGGUAAAAAUAUACAAAAUUUAUUUCAAGCAGUUGCUGAGUGCAUGGUGUCUACAUGGGGUGCUCCUAAACGUUGGUAUGAAAUAAAUACUGAGGGUAAUAAUAAUUUAGAUGCAUGGUCAAAUUCAUAUAGUCAUCGUCACAAGGAUACAGUUCAACUGGAUCAGAAAAGAGCUCCUAAUAAAGUACAAUGUUGUUUGACACAUUGACGAAUACGUAUCUUUCGGAUAGUAAUGUGGCCUUAUUUUAACUCUUUUCAAGUUAUACUACUAUAAUAUAUAUUAAGUAGUCAAAUUUGUAUUACAUUUAUUCUUCAGCAUCGUUUGAUAUUAAACCUACUCCCCAAGAAUACUCAAAAUAAAUAAUUUAUACAUCCUUCAAGUAAAAAUGUGUAAAUAAAACAUUUUCUAUAUUACAGAUAGUUUAUUAUGCUUAUUUGCAUUCAUUUAAACUUACCAUUCGUUAAAACAUUAACACAAACAUAUGCACAUUAUCAACACAAGCACCCAUGGUUAUUCACUAACCACUCACAAUACACAGCAAUCUCUUCAUAAUAAAAUUUGAACUACCCUAAAAUGAAGCCAAGUAGAGAUGUUGCUUCUCAAUUUAAGUAAACAAACAUUACAAUUAAAUCUCUUUAUUGUACAGUUUUUUCAUUCAUUCUAAUAUGCAUAUACGUAUGGAAAUAUGUAUGUGAUGACACGUUAUAGAAAACGUGGCUGCAAUAAAAUAAAUAUCAAGAUAAUUAAUUAAUCAUUAUAGAGCUCACUUUCAUGCCUUCAUUCGUUAUUAUUACUUCUUUUCUUUUGGUUAACCAACCUACUUAAGAACGUUAUCAUUUACUGUUUAAAGUUAUUUCUUUAUUUUAUUGAUUUGCAUGUUGGUUUGUUUGUUUGUUUCUUUAUUCGGUAACAUAUCUUUUUCCCCUAAUCCGAAUAUUGUUAUAUAUAGAUAAAUAGAUAAAUCUUUUGAAAGU